CAACCCGCCCCUGCUUUACACCGCCACACUCCCCACCUCUCUCCUGACCCUCUCGCCACCUUCUUCUAUCCCAGCCACCACCUCUCUCUCCGGAUUUACCCCACCCCAACCCUUAUCUCUCUCUCUCUCUCUCUCUCUCCUCUCACUUUUGAUUGUAGCUGGUGUGUGUUGUGGCUACUCGAAUGCUGGGUCAAUAUUUGCUCAAAGAACCAAUUUUGGUUGAGCUCGUGGCUAUGGUAGCUGGCUUGCGGCUAGAAUUUGUGUCUCUGGUUCAUUGAAUUUGUGUGGUCUGUAAAGAAUUUGGGAAUGUUCAGCCAUAGAAUCUAUCAAACUCUCUUGAAGAUUAGCCUAAUUUAAGCAAUGCGGUAGCUUCAAGGGCAUUUCAAUGGCGGACUCGAUUUCAUCAGUGUGCAAUUUAGCGAUUCUCGACAAACUCAGCGAUGGCUCCAUCGAAGAAAUCCUCGAAAGCUACAAUGGCUUCUGUGCUGCUACGGACACCCUUCUAAACGGCGCCGGCGACCUCUCCGUCGGUCCGCAGUUCGUAUCUCACGUUCACGGCCUCUGCAAGCACGGGCUCGAGUCUCUGCUCCGAGACCACUUCCUUGGUGCGCUGGAGCGAACCUUCGAGAAAAAUGGUGCCUUGAAAUUUUGGCGGCAUUUCGAGGCUUACGACGACGUUUCGGUUGAAGAGGAAGUGUUCUAUAACGCUUUGGAAGAAAUAUCUUUGGAAAAGCAGUACCAGGAGAAGUGUCUGUUGAUUCUGGUUCAUGCUUUGCAGUCUUACAACCAUGGAAGCCAUGAUUCUAAUGAUUACAGAGUUGAGCUGUUUGCUAAGUACCAAAUGUCAGUGUCUUCAGUUCUUAUGGCCACUCUUCCCCGGCAUUUUCCUGAGAUACUCCACUGGUAUUUUAAGGGAAGGUUGGAGGAACUGAGUACUAUAAUGGGUGGAGACUUCCCGCAUGAUGAUGAUGAUGAUGAUGAUGAUAAAGAUGAUAUGGAUUUAGAUGACAAAUGCAAAGCCUCAUACAGGAGUGGACAAAUGGAGAUUGAUGAAUGCUAUCCCCAAGGGAGGUUCUUGGACAACAAUAAAUUGGUGAACAACAUAGGGAAGGUUGUUCGCGAUCUUAGAAGUCUCGGGUUUACAUCUAUGACUGAAGAUGCCUAUGCUUCUGCUAUUUUUUUGUUUCUAAAGGCCAAAGUUCAUGAUCUUGCUGGUGAUGAUUACCGGAUUUCUGUUUUGGAGUCCAUCAAGGGGUGGAUUCAGGCUGUGCCUCUUCAGUUCUUGCAUGCCCUUCUUGCUUAUCUUGGUGACUCUGUUAGUUAUGACAGUGUUUCAUCUGGUCUCAAGUCACCUUUGGCUUCAUGUCCUUCUACAUUUUAUCCUGGAAUUGACACCCCAUCUGAAGGACUUGUUAGAUGGCAGUUGCGACUAGAGUAUUUUGCAUACGAAACAUUGCAAGAUUUAAGAAUAACUAAAUUAUUUGAGAUUAUUGUGGAUUACCCUGACAGCUACCAUGUUAUGCUUUGA
Prunus mume (Japanese apricot) is the source of this 1528-nucleotide messenger RNA. Lineage: Eukaryota; Viridiplantae; Streptophyta; Magnoliopsida; Rosales; Rosaceae. The record is from RefSeq and is a predicted model, not a curated record.